This is a messenger RNA of Penicillium verhagenii, 2100 nucleotides long. RefSeq lists its product as uncharacterized. The coding region runs from base 1 to 2100 and encodes 699 amino acids. The transcript has 6 exons. The record is from RefSeq and is a predicted model, not a curated record. Gene Ontology annotation, molecular function: DNA-binding transcription factor activity, RNA polymerase II-specific; zinc ion binding; DNA binding. Lineage: Eukaryota; Fungi; Ascomycota; Eurotiomycetes; Eurotiales; Aspergillaceae. Gene Ontology annotation, biological process: DNA-templated transcription; regulation of DNA-templated transcription.
AUGUCGGAAGAGAAUAGGCAAGAAGUCGAGUCGCGUGCUACUGGUGCUACUGGUGCUAAGCGCAAGCGCGAAGCAACCGCUACUAGAAGAAGAACAUCUCUUGCAUGUGAUGUUUGCCGGAAACAGAAAGAGAAAUGUGAAGGUGGCCAACCAUGCUGGCGAUGCUUACGAUUAGAUCGGCAAUGCAACUUCACGGCUCAUCCAGCUUCUCAAAGACCAAGCCGAUCGUUUCAAGACCACGAAGAUGAACCAAUAAUACCAGACGAAAAUCAACAUCAACGAAAUCUGGAACACAUUGUGCAGCAUUUUCUCGGGGAUGUACCGUUGGAUGAAGAAAGUAUUGCCGGAAUCGCAGCAAAGUGCACAUCAGAGACCAAGGAGAUAGAUAGCUUCGAUGGCGUGAAUGAAUCACACCACGUUCAUUUUGUGUCAAGUAACGUUGCAUUCUAUUCGGGCGAGUUUUCUCACUGGAACUUUUCUGAAAAGCUACGUCGCACAAUGCGAUGCGAUUCAGAGGUCAAAGAAUAUUGGCGAGCAACUCAUCUCCAGUCCUCCAUUCACAGUAUCACCGAAACAAUAACCCAUUUACCCCCGAGGCCAAUCGCUGAAUUUUUGGUUGACGUAUUCUUCAAAUACACCGAAGUCAAUUCAUUCUAUAUCGAGAAAGGUUGGAUGCGAGAAAAGCUACAACUAUGCUAUAAUCCUUUGGCGGACUUGACGGCAGCUGAUAUCCCCUGGGUAUGCUCCGUAUUUGCUGUGUUAGCAAUAGGUACACAGUUUGCGCACAUGGAAGAAGACAGGUCAAAUACCGAUACAAAUGUCUCCGAAGAAAUUGCCAUUUGUUUUGAGGACUCAGUGGGACUCGGUUUCUUUCAUGUAGCAUGCAGAUUGGGUCCUGAUGUUAUCUUAGUAGCUUCGUAUGAAAGCGUGCAAGCCUUUCUCCUAUUAGCGGUAUAUUCUUUACCGGUCUCAUGUGGCGGGCUUUCCUACACAUACUUUGGAUUGGCGAUGAAAAUGGCGAUUCAAAACGGUAUGCAUCGAAAAUGCGUUGGGGAUGAAUGUGAUCGCAGAACACUCGAGUUGAGAAAUCGUCUUUUUUGGACUGUCUAUACCCUCGAAAGAAGAACUGCUAUUAUGCAUGGGCGACCUAAUUCCAUCCCAAGAUCAGAAGUCAACGCUGAUCUGCCAACGGAUUGCCACACGUUCGACUCGCCAAAUUUCCUCAAUAUGAUGGCUUUUAUUGAUCUAGUCUCUUGGACUGGAGAGGUAGCAGAUACAUUGACAAAAUUCAAAAAAUGUCCCAAGAGACUGAUGCCAGAGUAUUCAGGACGGCUUGUGCAGUUGAGGACAAAUAUUCGACAAUGGUGGAGCUCACUUUCAACCAGUAUUCGAGAUACUACUCCCCAGGGACCCCUAUUCCGACAAAAUUGCCAUAUGAAGUUAUGCUACCUUUUGAUCUACAUCUACAUGGGCCGACCUUUUAUCUUUGAUGCUUGCGACAAAGAGCCGUCUAAGAAGCAGAAUACGGCCAGAACACAGCGGUUGAUGUUGGUAGAUGACUGUGUACAAUGUGCAUUCGAAAUUAUUGAAUUGCUCCAAUUACUCUCAGACAACCUGGGCCUAUGCCGUGCCUCCUAUACUGAGUUCAGUUCCUGCAGAGCAGCUAUUCUCGUCAUCCUUGCAGAGAGUCUCAACUCUGGAAGAUCCCCAAAGCUACAGAAAGUGUUGGAACACGGUAUGCUUCUUAUCCGUCAAAUGACCGGUGGAACCUCUACACAAUCUGAAAUAUCGUACAUUGAGUCAAUUGAAGCGGCAAUUCGUCAGUGGUCACUAGAUGGGGGAUCAAUUGAUGAUGAGGCAAAUACAGGGCAAAUAUCUACAUCCGCUUAUGCGACAUUCAAAGAUUGGACACAGUCGAUGAAGAAAGAUAAAGAUAUUGGCAGCAUGAUGGAACUAUCUUCAUUCAGUCCUGUUUCGAAUCGAACCUCGAGUGCUGAAAGCGCAUUUCAUUCAGAUAUCCAUGAUUUGACCGAUCUUUUCAAUCCAGACUGGACAACGGAUGGUUUGAGUUUGGAUCCGGAGGCUUUCCUGGCUCUGUAG